Messenger RNA from Tachysurus fulvidraco (yellow catfish), 2164 nucleotides. RefSeq names its product potassium voltage-gated channel subfamily D member 3-like. Gene Ontology annotation, cellular component: neuronal cell body; voltage-gated potassium channel complex; membrane. The record is from RefSeq and is a predicted model, not a curated record. Gene Ontology annotation, biological process: protein homooligomerization; potassium ion export across plasma membrane. The coding region runs from base 398 to 2131 and encodes 577 amino acids. Gene Ontology annotation, molecular function: A-type (transient outward) potassium channel activity; protein binding. Lineage: Eukaryota; Metazoa; Chordata; Actinopteri; Siluriformes; Bagridae. The transcript has 6 exons.
GAGAGAGAGAGAGAGAGAGAGAGAGAGAGAGGUGUGACUGAGUUUUCCCCACAGUUCUCUUCUCUUCACGGAGGUGAAACGCAAUGCCGGAGUGAUGUAAAGGAGAAAUGACACGGCGUCCUUGCGCAUGACAUGUUGUCCUUGCGCAAUUUGCGCUCAUCCAUCCAUCAAUCCAUCCACCGCUCUUCUCCUUCUCGUUCUUCGUCUCCCUACUUGUUCUUCUGCUAAAUACGCGAUCAGGACCUGAACGAGGACGUCACCUUCCACAAAGAGUUGCUUUGCAAACGGACAUCUCGUUUUUUCCCCCCUGCGUCGCUUCGGUGCUUCUGCGCUUUACUUUCCAUGAUGGUUGAUCUCGGGGAAGCUUGGAUUUGAAGCACCCUGUGUUGGAGUCACUAUGGCAACGGGAGUAGCGGCAUGGCUCCCUUUUGCCCGGGCAGCUGCCAUUGGCUGGAUGCCAGUGGCCAACUGCCCCAUGCCUGCCGCACCCAGGGAACACACUAAAAAACAAGAUCAGUUGAUCAUCUUGAAUGUCAGUGGACGCCGCUUCCAGACCUGGAGGACCACACUGGACCGUUACCCUGACACUCUUCUUGGCAGCACAGAGAAAGAAUUUUUUUAUAACGAGGAAACAAAGGAGUAUUUCUUCGACCGUGAUCCGGAUGCCUUCCGCAGUGUUCUUAACUUUUAUCGUACAGGAAAGCUCCACUAUCCUCGCCACGAGUGCAUCUCAGCCUACGACGAGGAGCUCGCCUUCUUUGGGAUCAUCCCAGAGAUUAUCGGAGACUGUUGUUAUGAAGAGUACAAGGACCGCAAACGGGAGAAUGCCGAGCGCCUCAUGGAUGACCAGGAGGAAAACAAAGAGGGCAAGCUGCCUAAUAUGAACUUUCGUGAAACUAUGUGGAGAGCCUUUGAGAACCCUCAUACCAGCACCAUGGCCCUGGUGUUCUACUAUGUCACUGGCUUCUUCAUCGCUGUUUCUGUUAUCACCAACGUAGUAGAAACCGUCCCCUGUGACUCCACACCAAGCCAGAAGGAUGUGCCGUGUGGUGAGCGCUACCACGUUGCCUUCUUCUGCAUGGACACUGCGUGUGUGAUGAUCUUCACAGUGGAGUACCUGCUACGCCUUUUUGCUGCACCUAGCCGCUACCGCUUCAUGCGCUCGGUCAUGAGUAUCAUUGAUGUCGUGGCCAUCUUGCCCUACUACAUUGGCCUGGUCAUGACUGACAAUGAGGAUGUGAGUGGCGCCUUUGUCACGUUGCGUGUCUUUCGUGUUUUCCGCAUCUUCAAGUUCUCACGCCAUUCCCAAGGCCUUCGCAUCCUAGGAUACACACUUAAGAGCUGUGCCUCCGAGCUCGGCUUCCUCCUCUUCUCCCUCACCAUGGCCAUCAUCAUCUUUGCCACGGUUAUGUUCUACGCUGAGAAGGGAUCAAGCUCAAGCAAGUUCACUAGCAUUCCUGCAUCUUUCUGGUACACCAUCGUCACAAUGACCACUCUCGGAUACGGAGACAUGGUUCCUAAGACGAUCGCCGGGAAGAUUUUCGGCUCCAUCUGCUCCCUGAGCGGGGUUCUGGUAAUAGCCUUGCCUGUGCCUGUCAUCGUGUCGAACUUUAGCCGAAUCUAUCACCAGAACCAGAGAGCAGACAAGCGGCGUGCUCAGAAGGUACAGAAAACCCGUCUGGCCCGAAUAAGAAUAGCCAAGAAGGGCAGCUCCAACGCUUACCUGCAGAGCAAACGCAACGGCCGCCUCAACGAGCUGCUGGAUCUCACUGGCUCAGAAGAAGAGGAGCAGCACAUGAAUAAGAUCCCUUCGUUAUUGGAGAGUCAACACCACCACCUACUGCACUGCCUGGAGAAAACCACUGCUCAUGAGUUUGUGGAUGAACAGUUGUAUGAGCAGAAUUGUAUUGAAGGAGUACCGCAGCUGCAGAACUUUCCUUCUCGCAGCCCCUCUUUCUCGAGCAAUGAGGACUUCACAGGAUCCUGCUGCACUCGCCGCUCACGCAAAAGACUUGCGCUGCCUAACGCCAGUCUGUCCACCACACACACGCACACACACACGCAGGACCUGCAAGAGCUGAGCGCCAUCCACAUCCAAUGUGGAGAUCAGCUGAGUCUCGGACCGAGGUGAACGAGUGGUGAAGCCUCUAUAGAUCCAAACCCU